Molecule: messenger RNA, 1744 nt
Organism: Pogona vitticeps (central bearded dragon)
Lineage: Eukaryota; Metazoa; Chordata; Lepidosauria; Squamata; Agamidae
Gene: PBX3
Product: PBX homeobox 3
Biological process (GO): regulation of DNA-templated transcription
Cellular component (GO): nucleus
Molecular function (GO): DNA-binding transcription factor activity, RNA polymerase II-specific; DNA binding
Source: RefSeq, a predicted model, not a curated record
UUUUUAGAGACAAAAAAAAAUAUCUUCUCCUCAAGCCACCAGUGUAGAAAACCUUGGUAGCUAAAGGGGGGGGGGGCGGUUAGGAGAGACAGCCCUCUCCUUCCCCCCCCCUUUUAAAAAUAUAGAUAUAUACAAUGCAGUCAAUAAAUACAAAACCAACCCUACUGUUGAACUCCUGAAAGUUCGCUUUCACUUUUCCUAAAUAUGGUGAUCUGGAAAGGUUUUGAUUUCGGCUGCCAACUUUCACCCUAGUUCCUUAGGUCUAUGCGGGUUGAGGGGGGGGGGAAGAAGAAAUCAGAAACCACCCCCCACCCCCAGAUUAUUAGGAUUAUGGUGGUUCUUUUGCAAACAAAACUUCCCUUCGGCAUUCCUGCUGUGGCUGGCAAGUUUUUCCUUUCCAUGAUGGCUUGAGGAAAGGAGGUUCUUGAUCCCUGGAGUUUGCAGCUCUCUUACCUCCGAGGAAGCCUCCUCUGGAAUGCAGAAAGCACGCCCUGAACUGCCACAGAAUGAAGCCUGCUUUGUUUAGCGUCCUCUGUGAAAUCAAAGAGAAAACAGGUCUCAGCAUCCGAGGGGCUCAAGAGGAAGACCCGCCCGACCCACAGCUAAUGCGAUUGGACAAUAUGCUCCUGGCAGAAGGGGUUUCGGGUCCGGAGAAAGGCGGUGGAUCGGCGGCUGCGGCCGCAGCCGCAGCAGCUUCCGGUGGAUCUUCAGACAACUCUAUCGAACACUCAGACUAUCGGGCCAAAUUAACUCAGAUCAGACAGAUCUAUCACACGGAACUGGAGAAAUACGAACAGGCCUGUAAUGAAUUCACCACGCAUGUGAUGAACCUUCUCCGGGAGCAGAGCCGAACACGCCCCAUUUCUCCAAAAGAGAUUGAGCGGAUGGUGGGCAUCAUCCACCGGAAAUUCAGCUCCAUCCAGAUGCAGCUCAAGCAAAGCACUUGUGAAGCGGUGAUGAUCUUGAGGUCGCGAUUCCUCGACGCCAGGAGGAAAAGGCGCAACUUCAGCAAACAGGCCACAGAAAUAUUGAACGAGUAUUUUUAUUCACACCUCAGCAACCCCUACCCCAGCGAAGAAGCCAAAGAAGAACUGGCCAAGAAAUGCAGCAUCACCGUAUCACAGGUAUCCAAUUGGUUUGGGAACAAGAGAAUCAGGUACAAGAAGAACAUCGGGAAAUUUCAGGAAGAAGCCAAUCUUUACGCAGCAAAAACGGCAGUGACAGCCGCGCACGCGGUGGCGGCAGCUGUUCAAAACAACCAGACCAACUCGCCCACCACGCCAAAUUCUGGUUCUUCGGGUUCUUUUAACCUCCCUAAUUCUGGGGACAUGUUCAUGAACAUGCAAAGUCUGAAUGGGGAUUCUUACCAGGGGUCCCAAGUCGGAGCCAAUGUGCAAUCACAGGUGGAUACCCUGCGUCAUGUUAUCAAUCAGACGGGAGGAUACAGUGAUGGCUUGGGUGGAAAUUCGUUGUACAGUCCACAUAAUUUAAACUCAAACGGAGGCUGGCAAGAUGCAACUACUCCAUCUUCGGUGACCUCCCCCACAGAAGGCCCGGGAAGCGUGCACUCGGAUACCUCUAACUAACCUCCUCAACAACCUUUUUGUUGUUGUUGUUCACCUGAACCUGAGAAGUUUUCAUGUCAGGUGUUCAGAAUCCCAGAUGGAAAACAAAACCAGAAAGGAUUUCUGUGUGUCUCUCCCUCUGUCACUCGAUCCUUCCUUCCUUCCUUCCUUCCUUCCUU